AUGGCUCCGAAAUCCGCACCCGCGCAUCCGCCGUACCUGUCGCUGAUCAGCGAGGCCAUCUCCGGCCUGAAGGAGCGCACGGGAAGCAGCUACCCGGCAAUUAAGAAGUUCAUUGGCUCUAAGCACAAGCUUCCUACCGGCUGGGAGAAGGUGCUGGCUCAGCAGCUGAAGAAGCAGGCGGGCGCGGGCAAGCUGGUGAGGGUGAAGUCCUCCUUCAAGCUGUCCGAUGCUCUGAAGAAGCCCGCGAAGAAGCCCGUGAAGAAGGCAGCCCCCGCGACCAAGGCCACGGCGGUGAAGAAGGCACCCACCAAGAAGGCUGCGCCGAAGAAGACGGCAUCCAAGAAGUGA
This is a messenger RNA of Auxenochlorella protothecoides, 348 nucleotides long. RefSeq names its product Histone H1. Gene Ontology annotation, cellular component: nucleosome; nucleus. The transcript has 3 exons. Gene Ontology annotation, molecular function: nucleosomal DNA binding; double-stranded DNA binding. The coding region runs from base 1 to 348 and encodes 115 amino acids. NCBI's taxonomy places the organism in Eukaryota, Viridiplantae, Chlorophyta, Trebouxiophyceae, Chlorellales, Chlorellaceae. The record is from RefSeq and is a predicted model, not a curated record. Gene Ontology annotation, biological process: chromosome condensation; negative regulation of DNA recombination; nucleosome assembly.